UCUCAGCCGCCAUCUAAUCGAUUAUCACCUAAUAAAGGACCCGUGAAAUCAAUAUUAAAACAUACCGUUUCCUUCACAUAUUCUCCACACGCGACCGUCACUCUCACAGCACAAGAUUCUCGUCUGAGGCAUGCGUUUGAAAAUAUAUUCUUCAAAAGUCUUAAGCUUCAAGACGCGAAUCCCGAUAAGAACGGAAAGUCUGAAAAGUCUGAGAUUAUGGUUUCCGGCCAUCCAUUACACCGAAGGGUCCAAUUACCUAAGGAAAGAGUGAUAGACAUGUCUCAGGAGGAACAGGCGGCCUGGGAAGAGGAUCAGCUCAACUCAAUUGUGGACUUCUCAACGUGUCGUAUAGAUCCGGCGCCCUUUCAA
Messenger RNA from Medioppia subpectinata, 369 nucleotides. NCBI's taxonomy places the organism in Eukaryota, Metazoa, Arthropoda, Arachnida, Sarcoptiformes, Oppiidae. The record is from the annotation of a GenBank genome assembly.